Molecule: messenger RNA, 1171 nt
Organism: Emericellopsis atlantica
Lineage: Eukaryota; Fungi; Ascomycota; Sordariomycetes; Hypocreales; Bionectriaceae
Exons: 2
Coding region: 252-1121 (289 amino acids)
Source: RefSeq, a predicted model, not a curated record
GGCUGAAAGCCCCAGCCCAACUGGUGCACCCCACAUCUCCCCCGACAUCGACUUUUCCCCGUACCGAUGCCAUGCCGCGGGGUACCUCGGCAGUCCGCGCCAGAUUCCCCAAAUUCCGGUCCCCUUCUAUCCUUCUCCGACAUUCAUAAAGUCUGGGGUUCCUCGUUUCCAAAACAGCAGUCAGCCUGAACGACCUCCCGCUAAAAAACCCUUUUGAGUCAAUUUGUAGUCAAUUGAGUGACGGUGCCAUCAUGACAGACCGCGUCAGCCAGCUCGCUGGCCACCUCAACUAUCCCAAGGGUCUUCUUGCCGGCCAAGUCGCCAUCAUCACCGGCAGCGGACAAGGCAUUGGCGCAGAAGCGGCCCGCCUCUUUGCAAAGGAGGGCGCCAAAGUGGUCGUUGCAGACAUUGACGCUCAAAAAUCACAAGAUGUCGUGGACAGCAUCAAGAAGGAGGGCGGCCAGGCUAUCGCUGUGCCAGGCGACAUUCUGAACAGCGAGUACAUUGCCACCCUCGUCAAGAAGGCCGCCGAGUUCGGCGACGGCAAGAUCAACAUCCUCGUCAACAAUGCGGGCUACACCUGGGAUGGCGUCAUCCACAAGAUGACCGACAAGCAGUGGGACAACAUCAUCGCGCUGCACUGCACCGCCCCCUUCAACCUUGUCCGCGCUUCGGCGCCCUACUUCCGCGUCAAAGACGGUGCGCCGCGAUGCAUCGUCAACAUCUCGAGCACCAGUGGCGUCCACGGCAACGCGGGCCAGCUCAACUACGCCCUCGCCAAGGCUGGCGUCACAGGCUUCACAAAGACAAUCGCCAAGGAAUGGGGCCCUCAGUUCGGCGUCAGGGCGAACACGGUUGCGUUCGGCCACAUCCUCACCCGCUUGACGGCCGCCAAGGAGAACGGCGCGUUCGUCAAGAGGCCCGAUGGUGAAAAGAUCGCCCUGGGGAUACCGCAGAAAAACACUACGCCGGACAGUGCUGCUGCUGCCAAUGCCGACAUUCCGCUUAGGAGGCCUGGCACCGCAACAGAGGCGGCGAGCAGUAUCCUCGCCGUGGCUAGCCCACUGUUCUCGUAUGUGACGGGACAGACAAUCAUGGUGACGGGUGGGAGGAACAUGUAGAUAGAUCAGGUGGGACCAGUUGGAUAGUUUGUGUGUUUGAUUAUUAGUAU